CUGUUCUCACCCAGCAGACCAUUCGCUGGCUUAAACAGUUCGAAUGACCCCAACACCCCGCUCCUCAUAAGCUACCAGUCUCAGGCUUCUGCAGAGGAGGAGGAUGAAGGUGAGGAGGAAGAAACGGAAGAGCUGGGGCAAACGGAGACCUAUGCAGAAUAUAUACCUUCAAAGUCCAAGAUUGGGAAGCACCACCCCGACCUCGUGGUUGAGACGAGCACUCUGUCCAGCGUCCCCCCGCCUGACAUCACCUACAGCCUGUCCCUGCCGCUCUCCGUUGCCGACAAAGGGUCGCUCUCUGCACUACAGCUGGAAGCAAUCAUUUAUGCCUGCCAGCAACAUGAAGUUUUAUUACCCAAUGGGCAGCGAGCUGGGUUCCUCAUUGGGGACGGUGCUGGAGUUGGAAAGGGCAGGACAGUUGCUGGCAUCAUCUUUGAAAAUUAUCUUAAAGGGAGGAAAAAAGCUCUAUGGUUCAGCGUCUCCAAUGAUCUGAAGUAUGAUGCUGAGAGAGACCUGAAGGACAUUGAAGCCUCCCACAUUCCUGUGCAUGCUUUGAAUAAGAUUAAAUAUGGUGACACAGCUACCUCAGAAGGAGUCCUCUUUGCCACUUACUCUGCGCUGAUUGGUGAAAGCCAGGCAGGCGGACAGCACAGGACACGCUUAAAACAAAUUUUGGACUGGUGCAGGGAAAACUUUGAUGGAGUGAUUGUGUUUGAUGAAUGCCACAAAGCCAAAAAUGCCAGCUCUACUAAAAUGGGCAAAGCAGUGCUGGACCUUCAGAACAAGCUGCCUCAAGCAAGGGUUGUUUAUGCCAGUGCCACAGGUGCCUCUGAGCCAAAAAACAUGAUUUAUAUGAGCCGCCUGGGGAUUUGGGGGGAGGGCACCCCUUUCAGAGCAUUUGAUGAGUUCCUGCAUGCAAUUGAAAAGAGGGGAGUUGGUGCAAUGGAGAUCGUGGCAAUGGAUAUGAAGGUCAGUGGAAUGUACAUUGCCAGGCAGCUCAGUUUCACUGGAGUGACCUUCAGAAUCGAGGAGAUCCCGCUAGAUCAGCAGUACAAGAUUGUCUACGACAAGGCGGCGAAGUUGUGGGCAGAGGCCUUGAUGGUGUUCCAGCAGGCAGCCGACUGGAUUGGCUUGGAGUCUCGGAAAUCCUUGUGGGGUCAGUUCUGGUCAGCUCACCAGCGCUUCUUCAAGUAUCUCUGCAUUGCUGCUAAAGUCCGGCGACUCGUUGAGCUUGCCAGGGAAGAGCUGGCAAAGGAUAAGUGUAUCGUCAUUGGCCUGCAGUCCACUGGGGAGGCUCGCACCAGAGAAGUCCUGGACGAGAACGAUGGGCAUCUAAAUUGUUUUGUCUCUGCUGCAGAAGGCGUCUUUCUAUCACUAAUUCAGAAGCACUUUCCUUCAACCAAAAGAAAGAGAGAAAAAGGAACUGGCAUUAAAAGAAAACGGAAGCAGGGGGGCCGCUGUGCCAAGGCUCUGAAGGGCAUGUGUGACCCUGUGGGUGUGAUCAAGAUCAGCGAUGACAGCAGCACCGACUCCGACAUGGGGCUUGACAGUGACUUCAACUCCUCACCGGAGUCUGUGUUUGAGACAGACGAAGUCAUCUUCGUUGAGCACACCUACAACGGCUUUGCAGCUGAGGACAGAAGUAACUUUCACAUGCUGCCUUCCCAGAAAGAGAUGCAUGGCCCGAGAGAACUAGAACAAGUAGAAAAGAUGAAGCAGGACCUCCUAGCAAAAGUAAAAGCACUGGGCAAAGAGCUACCUCUCAAUACCUUGGAUGAACUGAUCAAUCACUUUGGGGGCCCGGAGCAUGUGGCUGAGAUGACAGGGCGGAAGGGCCGGGUGGUUUGCAGACCGGAUGGCACUGUCAUGUUUGAGUCCCGUGCAGAGCAAGGCCUCUCUAUAGACCACGUCAACCUGAAGGAGAAGGAGCGUUUUAUGAAAGGGGAAAAGCUUGUAGCAAUAAUCUCCGAGGCCUCCAGCUCGGGCAUCUCUCUCCAAGCAGACAGACGAGUGAAAAACCAGAAGCGCCGGGUCCACAUGACGCUGGAGUUGCCCUGGAGUGCAGACCGGGCCAUACAGCAGUUUGGUCGAACACACCGAUCGAACCAGGUUUCUGCCCCAGAGUAUGUCUUCCUUAUCUCUGAGCUGGCAGGGGAGAGGAGGUUUGCAUCCAUCGUGGCAAAACGUCUGGAGAGCCUAGGUGCCUUAACUCACGGAGACCGACGGGCCACUGAAUCCCGAGACCUCAGCAAGUACAACUUUGAGAAUAAGUACGGGGCUAAAGCACUAGACAGAGUUCUCUCCACUAUCCUCAACCACACGGAGAACAAAGUUCCUGUGCCCAAGAGCUAUGACAGAGGAGAGGCUGCCUUUUUCCAUGAAAUGAAGCAAGGUCUCAUCUCUGUGGGGAUCUGCUGCAAUCAGAUGAAGUAUGGCACAGUCUCAGUGGAGAAAGACUGCUCCAUCACCAAGUUCCUGAACCGCAUCCUGGGUCUGGAGGUGGACAAGCAGAACAUGCUUUUCCAGUAUUUUUCUGACACCUUUGACUAUCUAAUUGAAAAGGACAAGAAGGAGGGCAAAUAUGACAUGGGCAUCCUAGAUUUAGCCCCAGGAGUGGAUGAGAUCUAUGAGGAGAGUAAGGAGGUCUUCCUGACUCCUGGGCAUCCACAGGAUGGGCAGGUUGUGUUUUAUAAGAUCAGUGUUGACAGAGGCUUAAAGUGGGAGGAAGCUUAUGAGAAGUCACUCAAACUGACAGGAUCCUUUGAUGGAUUCUACCUCUCCUACAAGAUGCGAGGCUGCAAACACACCUGUCUGCUGGCAGAGCAGAGCCGUGGAAAGAACUUCAUCCUCUACAAGCCAAAUAUUGGGAAGCAAAGCCAGCCUGAGAGCCUGGACAGUCUGCAGAAGAAGUACCGGCGGGUGCUGCCCGAGGAAGCCAAGGAGCACUGGGAGAGCAGUUACCACUUCUCCUUGAAGAACUGUAACCACGCCAUCUGGAACAGGAGCUGCAAGCUGAUCCAGGAGGGGAAGGAGUGCUUCCAGGGCAUGCGCCUGCGUCACUACUACAUGCUGUGUGGGGCCCUGCUGCGGGUCUGGAGCAAGAUCGCAAGCAUCAUGGCAAACAUCACCAACACCAGCUACCUGCAGAUUGUCCGCCUCAAGACCAAGGAGAAGAAGAAACAAGUCGGGAUAAAGAUCCCCGAGAGCUGUGUCCGUAAGGUGCUGGAGGAGCUGAAGCGGAUGGAUGAGAACGUGAAGCGAAAGCACAACCAACUCCUCCAGGCCCAAGAGCAGAGCCCACAGUUCUUCCUGCCGCUGCACAUCCUGCCCCAGCCCCUAGACCACACGCAGAUGGGGCCCGGGGUCUCCCUGCCCAGGCACUCCCAGCACCAGGACGAGAUCCUGGACUUGACCUACAGCCCUCCCAGCAACAGCAUUCCCGAUGUGGUGAUGAACCCAGAGCCCAGUGCGUUGUGCUUCCCCUCGGAGCCCAUUCUCCAGCCACACCAGCAGCAUGGAUUAUCCUUUGGCUUCAGUCACCUUUCUGCCUUCAAGAGCCCGGCCCCCGUCCUGGAGGGGAGUGUGCCUCUGAGCUCCUCGCUGCAUGAACAUCUGCCUCUGCCUCACCCGGGACCCUUGCAGACGCAGCAGCAGCAGCAGGAAGAUUUUGUCCAACAGGAUGGGAAUAUCAAUUUUAGAGAGAUCCUGGAGGACAUGCUAAGGACGUUAAACGGGGCCCCCCAGGAAAACAUGCUCCCCCAGGAGCGCCAGAGCGUGAUCCAGUUCAGUGGGCCUUUCCCGAACUUCUGA
Molecule: messenger RNA, 3810 nt
Organism: Cariama cristata (Red-legged seriema)
Lineage: Eukaryota; Metazoa; Chordata; Aves; Cariamiformes; Cariamidae
Gene: SBNO2
Product: strawberry notch homolog 2 (Drosophila)
Exons: 27
Biological process (GO): regulation of DNA-templated transcription
Cellular component (GO): nucleus
Molecular function (GO): histone binding; chromatin DNA binding
Source: RefSeq, a predicted model, not a curated record